UGGGAAAUGGCACUGUGGCAUAGAUAAAGACAUAAUAUUCUUUUCUUCACUUAAAAAUGGUUAGGGGUGAAAGUCUUUUAGACUCAUCAUUCCUAUCAUCUUUUAUGGUUCCAUAAAUGAAUGAAAGAAACCUCCAUUAUCUCCCUCUUCAUCUCUUUGCCUUUGUCCCUACUCGCCGACCCUUAAACCCCCCAUUUGUGUCUGCAAAAUCUCACUUAUUGUUUUGCUUACAUAUACAAAUCGUUUGUUAGAUCCAUAGACGACAGAUAGAGAAAAAAGGGUUUAAAAAUGGAUAAAAGCUGUCAAUCUUCUGGUGAAUCCUCCAUUACUAGCAAUAGCUCCACUGCUAACAAUAGAGAUCAUUACCUUAAACACCUUAACAAGCUUUCCCAUAAGAUUUCUAAACCCUCUUCUUCCACCACCGCCGCCGCAGUCGCUGCCUCCGCCGCUGGUCCACUCAUCAGGAAGUCUUCUUUUGAACUGACCCAGAAUCUUACACAGGCUCAGCUUCCGCCUCCGCCACCGCCGCCUCCGAAUCCUAACCAAAGUGGUCUCCAGGCUCAACAACACCAGCCACCUGUUUACAACAUCAACAAAAACGACUUCAGGGAUGUGGUGCAGAAACUUACCGGUUCACCGGCUCACGAACGCUUUUCUACUCCGCAGCCAAUCCACCAGCCCAAACCACAAAGCUCUCGGCUUCAAAGGAUCCGACCUCCUCCUUUGCCGCAUGUUAGUAAUCGUCCUUCUCCCAUGAUGAAUAUGAACCCUUCCAGUUGCUCUCAAUCUAACCCUCCCGUCGGUGGCCCUACUGUUAAUAGCUUCAUGAAUCAAAGGCCACCUGCUACCGCCCCUCUUUCACCACUCCCACCACUCCCGACUGUACUCGCGGCGGCGGAAUCCCCUGUCUCUGCCUAUAUGCGUUGCCUACAAAACUCCUUAUCCACCUCUGUUGAUCCUAACCCAAAACAAUUCACUGGGUUCCCACCAUUAGCCCCACUCGUUUCACCCCGUUGGAACAACUUGACCGCCCCACAACAACAACAACAACCUCCGCCGCCGCCAUCGCAACAACAGCCACAGGUAUCAUCACCACUACCAUUCGGCUGCUUGAAUUCCCCACGGUCACCCUAUGCUUUACUUUCCCCAAGCUUGCUAUUUUCUCCAAAUUCGGGUCAACUAGGAUUCCCUCUUUCACCAACAGUGCCCAUCCCAAAAUGGCGAAGUCUUUAAUAAAUUGGUAAGUUCUUCAAAAGAAAAAAAUUAUAUAUAUAAGGUUUUAGGCUUUUUGUACAUGGUUAGGGUUGAUGGAUAAUUUUAUUCAAUUACCAGUGGUUGGAUAAAGAAACAAAAAAAAAUCUCACCCUGGUCAGUUAGAAUUAGAAGCUUGUUUCUGGGUUCUUUUUUUUUUUUUCCCCUUUAAUCUUUGUCAUGUAAAACAGAUACUUUAAAACUAUGUUCAUCUGCCUAUAUUUGGUGCUGUUUAUGCUUUUUUUCUGCUAAUCUUCUUUUAGCCCAUAGUGGAAUAGUAUAUGAAGUAUACAAUCCUGUUGGGUAAUAAUUGGAUUAGCUCCUUGUUCCUGUUUUAGUCAUCCUAUGUGGAUUUAUCCAUAGAUUUGAAGUAAUUUAUAUAACUUUUGCUUAGGAGUUGUAAGGAUAGGAAAA
Molecule: messenger RNA, 1665 nt
Organism: Gossypium arboreum
Lineage: Eukaryota; Viridiplantae; Streptophyta; Magnoliopsida; Malvales; Malvaceae
Product: VQ motif-containing protein 9
Exons: 1
Coding region: 289-1233 (314 amino acids)
Source: RefSeq, a predicted model, not a curated record